This is a messenger RNA of Paramecium pentaurelia, 909 nucleotides long. NCBI's taxonomy places the organism in Eukaryota, Ciliophora, Oligohymenophorea, Peniculida, Parameciidae. The record is from the annotation of a GenBank genome assembly.
AUGUAAAUAAAGUCUAAGUUUAGAUUCUUUGAUAUAGCUGCUAAUCUUACAGAUGAUUAAUUUUAUGGAAUUUAUCAUCAUAAGAAAUAUCAUUAACCUGAUUAUAAAGAUGUUAUGAAAAGAGCAUCUGAUAUUGGUUGUGAACAUUUAUUGAUUGCAAGUGGAUGUUUGGGUGAUUUGAUUAAGGCAAGAGAAUUAUGUCAAUUGAGUCCAUAUUAUUAUACUACAGCAGGUAUACAUCCUUGUCGUGCAGCUGAACUUAAUAAAAAUUAUUAAGGAUAUAUGGGUGAUUUGAUAGAUCAAUUAGAAUUGGCACUUAAAGAAAAGAAAUUAGUAGCCAUUGGUGAGUGUGGAUUAGAUUAUGAUAGGUUGGAAUGGUCAACUAAGGAAGAAUAGAUGAUUGCUUUUGAUCCACAUUUUGAUUUAGCUGAAAAAUAUAAAUUACCUAUGUAUCUACAUAAUAGAAAUACAGGAGAUGAUUUUUAUAAUAUAAUGUAGAAGAAUAGACAUAGAAUUGUUGGAGGAGUUGUGCAUUCAUUUACUGGAUCUUUAGAUGAGUUAUAAAAGAUCUUAAAUUUGGAUCUCUAUGUUGGAAUUAAUGGUUGUUCUUUAAAAUCUUAAGAUAAUAUUGAUGUUGCUAAACAAAUUCCUUUGGAUAAAUUAAUGUUAGAAACAGAUUCACCAUAUUGUGAAAUUCGAAAUACUCAUACUUCUAGCAAAUUAGUUAAGACAUAAUUCUAAGCUUAAAAACAUGAAAAGUGGAAAGAAGGAUAAUUAAUUAAAAGUAGAAAUGAACCUUGUAAGAUAAUCUAAGUACUUGAGGUGAUGUCAGAAUUAUUAAAAAUUGAUUAGGAGAAAUUGUCAGAAAUUUGCUUUUAAAAUUCUUUAAAAUGUUUUGGUUUAGUAUGA